CGCACUUCCGGUGCCCUUUCUCCUGCGAGCACCUGGGCCGCGGACCCUCGUGUGCAGGGUGCGGUUUCUAAACUGGAGUCGGGUAGAGGCGGGCCGGCACCCACUCCUGACCUUUGGGGCCGCCGGUCUCAGGAUCGGACAUGGCCCAGAACUUGAAGGACUUGGCGGGGCGGCUGCCCUCCGGGCCCCGUGGCAUGGGCACGGCGCUGAAGCUGUUGCUCGGGGCCGGCGCCGUGGCUUACGGGGUCCGCGAGUCCGUGUUCACCGUGGAAGGCGGGCAGAGAGCCAUCUUCUUUAAUCGGAUCGGUGGCGUGCAACAGGACACCAUUCUCGCCGAGGGCCUCCACUUCAGGAUCCCCUGGUUCCAGUACCCCAUCAUCUAUGACAUUCGGGCCAGGCCACGGAAAAUUUCCUCCCCCACAGGCUCUAAAGACCUGCAGAUGGUGAACAUCUCCCUGCGGGUGCUGUCUCGACCCAAUGCCCUGGAGCUCCCCAGCAUGUACCAGCGCCUCGGGCUGGACUACGAGGAGCGAGUGUUGCCGUCCAUUGUCAACGAGGUUCUCAAGAGCGUGGUGGCCAAGUUCAACGCCUCACAGCUGAUCACCCAGCGGGCCCAGGUGUCUCUGCUGAUCCGAAGGGAGUUGACAGAGAGGGCCAAGGACUUCAGCCUCAUCCUGGACGAUGUAGCCAUCACGGAGCUAAGCUUUAGCCGAGAGUACACAGCUGCUGUAGAAGCCAAACAAGUGGCACAGCAAGAGGCCCAGCGGGCCCAGUUCUUAGUGGAAAAGGCAAAGCAGGAACAGCGGCAGAAGAUCGUGCAGGCUGAGGGUGAAGCUGAGGCCGCUAAGAUGCUUGGAGAAGCACUGGGCAAGAACCCAGGCUACAUCAAGCUACGAAAGAUCCGGGCGGCCCAGAACAUCUCCAAGACGAUCGCCACAUCACAGAAUCGUAUCUAUCUCACUGCUGACAACCUUGUGCUGAACCUGCAGGAUGAAAGUUUCACCCGGUGAGAGAUGUGCCUCCUCAAGAGC
Molecule: messenger RNA, 1031 nt
Organism: Myotis daubentonii (Daubenton's bat)
Lineage: Eukaryota; Metazoa; Chordata; Mammalia; Chiroptera; Vespertilionidae
Gene: PHB2
Product: prohibitin 2
Exons: 9
Coding region: 141-1010 (289 amino acids)
Biological process (GO): mitochondrion organization
Cellular component (GO): membrane; mitochondrion
Source: RefSeq, a predicted model, not a curated record